This is a messenger RNA of Colletotrichum scovillei, 1041 nucleotides long. Its product is annotated as DUF563 domain-containing protein. Gene Ontology annotation, molecular function: protein N-acetylglucosaminyltransferase activity. Lineage: Eukaryota; Fungi; Ascomycota; Sordariomycetes; Glomerellales; Glomerellaceae. The transcript is spliced from 2 exons. Bases 1 to 1041 code for a protein of 346 amino acids. Gene Ontology annotation, cellular component: endoplasmic reticulum lumen. The record is from RefSeq and is a predicted model, not a curated record.
AUGGCAUCAUUCCUUUCUCAAAUAUCAGAAACUACUGGUUUCCUAUUCCAGAACUUCGUCAACGUCAAAGCUGGAGCAUCGCCAUCCUCAGCCGCGCAGGCUCUAAGCUCCCACGAUAGCCGUCCGUUCACAAUCCUCGUGAAGAGAGAAGGUCACUCCAACAUAUGGCACUCUCUCAUGGAGAUAUGGUCAAUGGUCAUGUCCCUCGACGUCUUGCGGCUCAGUCACGACGGCGACAACCUCGACAAACCUUUCUUCACGAUCCCCGGGGACGUUCCACGAACCCAAGUCGUCUUCUUAGACAACCAAGAAGAAGGACCUCUAUACCCCUUAUGGGGUAUGUUUGCGGGUCGUGAGCCGCUUCGCCUCAGCAAGGUCUUGGAAGACCCGGCACAAGCCCAAACCCUCGCCGAGACGCCUCAGAACGUCAUCAUUCCCCUCGCCGGAGGGAGCAACCCUCUAUGGCAGAACGACUGGGAGGAUAGAGACUGCAAGGACGCACCGCUGCUGAAGGUCUUUACGCGACGAGUGAUGCAGCAAUUUGGCGUCGGAUUCGAGACGGGGCGGCGACAAGGCAAACCACUCAACGUCACCCUCAUCGACCGACGGGGCUCUCGCAAGCUCCUGGACCAGGAAGUCUUACUAGACGCAGCACGGAAAGCGUUCCCCGAUGCCAACUUCCAGGCAAUCGAUCUGGGAGCGGCGACCUUCUCCGAGCAGCUUCGAAUCGUACAGUCCACCGAUAUCCUGGUAGGCGUUCACGGCGCGGGACUGACGCACACGAUGUUUCUACGGGAGAACGGCGCCGCGGUCGUUGAGAUACAACCGUCGAGCAUGUCCCACAAAGGAUUCAGAAAUGUGGCGCAGAUGUUGGGCCACAAGUACUUCAGCACCCAUGCCGAGAUGGUGGGACAUGAGGAUGAUAACGGCAGGAGGAGAGGUCUUGUCCGACGAGACAGAUGGCACUGGGCCGAUAUUCGGAUCGAGGAGGGUGCCUUUCUUGAAUUGAUUGGACAAGCCGUCGAGGCCAUGAGAGAAUAG